AUGUCCAAUAUUCUCGCCGUUGACUUCAAAUAUACUGAGCGUAUUGCUCUCAAAGCUACACUUAGAGAUUAUAUUUCAUAUUCUUAUGAUGAACAUCCAGAUAUAUACACUGACGAUUUACGCAUUCUUGACGAACUUAGGACUGAUUGUUUGAAUUUGGAGGUACACCAAAAUGCACUGUAUCGGCUAUUAAAAUAUUAUGGGCAACUAGUUUUCAUUGGAUCUAAAUUUCCAAUUGAUGUAGGCAUAGAAUUUCCUUGGUAUUCAGCCUUUCCGAAUAAUGAAAAAAAGCCUGUUUCGCAUAAAAAUUUUUACUAUGAGAGAGCCUGUGUACUAUUUAAUAUUGGUGCCAUGUAUAGCAAGCUUGGCAUCUCGGAAAGCAGACUAACUCCUGAAGGUGUCAAAAGAGCUUGUCAAUACUUCCAA
Messenger RNA from Dentiscutata erythropus, 426 nucleotides. NCBI's taxonomy places the organism in Eukaryota, Fungi, Glomeromycota, Glomeromycetes, Diversisporales, Gigasporaceae. The record is from the annotation of a GenBank genome assembly.